This is a messenger RNA of Cuscuta epithymum, 806 nucleotides long. The record is from the annotation of a GenBank genome assembly. Lineage: Eukaryota; Viridiplantae; Streptophyta; Magnoliopsida; Solanales; Convolvulaceae.
AUGAAGUCUGUUCUUUUCUUAUAGGAAGUGUAAUAUCACAUUAAAUUAUUCAACACCUCACAUUUAUUCAGGAGAUCACCAGGAACCCUGGGAGAGCUUUCGUGUUCACGAUUCGACUCUUGUCGAAGCUGUAGGAAAAUAUUUACAUGGAUGCCAAUAACUGGGCGGCGCAACCUCUUGCACAGGCUCAGGGUGGUGACGCCACCAUCAUAACAGCGGGGGCGGCUGCACCAGCGGCUUCAGGAGCCAUGGAGACGGGCGAUUGGCGGGCCCGACUCCCACUAGAAGCCAGACUAAGGAUUGUUAACAAGAUAACGGAAACUUUAAAGCAGCAUCUUCCGUUGUCUGGGCAAGAGGGGCUGCAGGAACUUAAGAAAAUUGCAGUGCGUUUUGAGGAAAAAAUUUAUGCUGUUGCAACAGAUCGGGCUGAUUAUCUGCGGAAGAUAUCCUUAAAGAUGUUAGCAGCAAUGGAGACUAAUGCUGCAAAUAGUAGUCAUAGUGCUCAAGGAACAGGUUGAGGCUAGAGCUGUCUUCCUGUGCUCGUUGCUCGAGAGAUCAUCUAGGAGGGAAGACUUGGUUCGUGCUUCCUCCAUUCUGUUUUUAAACAUUAAUAAACAUGCUCAUGAAUAUUUUACUAUAGAGCCUGCGUGCUCAUGUUUGCCACGUGUGGCAUUUGUUUUCAAACUAUGUUUUCCGCUACGUAUUCGAUUGCUUAUUAUGUUGUUUAUGGAUGGCUUACGUGUGAAUGAUAUUCGAGACGCCUUGUAUAAUAUGGAUGUGCUUGACUGUGGUUGACUAUUCGUAUU